AUGGUUGAAGAGAAAGGAGCUUUGUUAUCUGACGCCCAUAAGCAAGGUAUUGCUACUAGUAUUGCUCGCAAAUUGAUUAAAGAUCCUCAGACUUUGUUGUUAGACGAGGCUAUAUCUGCUUUGGUUAUAAAGUAUGAGAGGGUCGUUCAGGCUUCUCUUAAUGAUCAGGCUGUGGUUCGUGAGCAAGUUGUCAAAGCAGUUUAG
Molecule: messenger RNA, 204 nt
Organism: Lobosporangium transversale
Lineage: Eukaryota; Fungi; Mortierellomycota; Mortierellomycetes; Mortierellales; Mortierellaceae
Exons: 2
Coding region: 1-204 (67 amino acids)
Molecular function (GO): ATPase-coupled transmembrane transporter activity
Source: RefSeq, a predicted model, not a curated record